AUGUUCACAUAUACAUUAGAUAUAGGUUAUAAAACCAUUCAUUAUCGGGUGGAUAAUAGUUCUUGCGGUAUGACUGACGAAGUAUUACAUGUUUCUACCAAGAAAAUGGUAAAGACUAGGUAUACAGAAAGUCAUACAUACUUGGAACAAUUUUUUGAGAGUUUACCUAAACUUCCUUCACACUAUUGUCGUAGCGAAACAAAAAAAUUGUAUUUAAAAUAUUCUUUUAACAGUAUGUCAGAUUUAUAUGGUGUUUACGUAAACAGUUUUUGUCAAGAAAAUAAUCUAACUCCUUUAGGUCGCAACGUAUUCCCAAAACGAUUAAAGGAGAAUAAUUUUGCUUUAUAUACACCGAAAAAAGACCUAUGUAAUAUUUGUUUUGCAUUUAAAUAUAAGAAUACGACUGAAGAAGAAUAUAGAGCUCAUAUAAAGAGAAAGGAAGACGCCAGAGAAGCUAGAACUUUGAAUAAAGCCAUAAGUGAAAAAUAUGAAAUAAUAGCACUAACAAUGGACCUAAAAGCCAUAAAAUUGUGCCCAUAUAUACCAGCGAACAAAAUGUACUUUAAAACCAAAUCGUCCUGCCCUAACUUCACAGUUUACAACUCAAAAACUAGAGAUGUUAUGUGCUAUUGGUUUUCAGAAAACGAAAAUAACCAGCUCAAAGCAUCCACAUUUGUUUCCUGUAUUAUACAUUAUUUAGAGGAGGACUGUGUUACCGAUUCAAAAACGCCAGUAGUUAUUUAUUCUGAUGGAUGCUUAAUAGGAGUCUUAAAAAUAAGGAAAUCCAUUUACCCAGUGACUAUGCUUCCAUUACAGCUCAAGCAAGGAAAGGAACUAAGCCAUAUAGACCGUGGAUUCUCAUUAUCGGAAGCUCUAGAUAUGAUAAAUGGUAGUGAAAAUGUCACUAAUGAACUGGAAGCAAUAUUUAUUGAGCCACCUAAUCCAUAUGUUGACACUGAUGAAGAUUCAGGGGCUGAAAUAGAUAACCUCAUAAUAAAUCAUUUAACUGGUCGUCAAUAUCAAGCUGUUGCUGGGCUAAAAUUAACCUAUAACAACCAUAUUGAAGCUAGUGAUGACGAUGUAAAUCUACAAUCAACACAUUCUUCUGCUGGUCCUUUCCAGGAACCUUUGAGGUCUGAAUGUAAUUGUUAA
This is a messenger RNA of Diabrotica balteata, 1152 nucleotides long. The record is from the annotation of a GenBank genome assembly. Lineage: Eukaryota; Metazoa; Arthropoda; Insecta; Coleoptera; Chrysomelidae.